AAUGCACCUGAUAAUCCCUCCGCUUUUCCAUAGUAAGCAGAAAAUAUGCAAGUAAGCUGUACUGCCUUUCCGAACUCUUUUUAGGCUAAUCCUCCCGCCCGGCCUAUCCAAAGAUACCAGCGUAAGGUGAAAAAAGAAAUCCAGGACCUGCGACAAACCGCCGUCCCAAAUGGCAUCUCCACAGAAACGCGUUCGCCCCCGGUCUCCAACAAAUCAUCAUUAAGGGGGAAGAAAUAAGCUGCGAAUUGACGCCAUUCGUUCCUAGUCCUAUCGUUUCCCUCCCCGUCUCCAAUGGCUCCCAGUGACCCUGUGUCGCGCACCGAACCAUCCACCGACCGUAACGUCAAGCACGUCGUACUGGGUGACCUCCUUUUUCCAACAUGGUAUCAGUCUAUCUAUCCGGAAGAUCUCGUCAAUAAGGACACAGACAGGUUGUACGUCUGUCGUUGGUGCUUCCGCUACUCGUGCGACGUCUACGCCUACGCGCAACAUACGCGACUCUGCCAACACCGGAUAACACCUCCUGGAACGAAAGUCUACGAUCAUGGCGGAUACUCCGUGUGGGAGCUAGACGGUGAAAGUCACAAACUAUACGCGCAGAACCUUUCCUUGUUCGCCAAACUCUUCCUAGAUCAUAAGUCCGUCUUCUACGACGUCGUCUCCUUCCUCUACUACCUCCUCGUUUUCACCGACCCCAAUGACCCCGAGAAUUACUACGUCUUGGGGUUCUUCUCGAAAGAGAAGCUCUCCUGGGAUGCGAACAAUCUCGCAUGCAUCCUCGUCUUCCCGCCCUACCAACAUAAGCAGCUAGGGAAACUGUUGAUGGGCGUGAGUUAUAAGAUCAGUUCCUGGGAGAGCGAUAGUGGCCUCAUAGGCGGUCCGGAACGGCCGCUCAGUGAGAUGGGCCACAGGAGUUAUACUCGGUUCUGGCAGGAACGAAUAGCCAGGUAUCUAUUGUUAAAGGGAGGCAAACAAAAAGAAGCAGACGCGUCUGGCUCCGUGCCACUGAAGCAGAAGUCUCCGAAGACGUCCAAACGAAAACAUACCCACGAGCUCAUGACAGUGCAGGACAUUGGUCUGGCGACAGGGAUGUUGCCCGAGGAUGUUGUCACCGCUCUUCAAGGCCUGGGAGCCGUUGAGCCUGCGACGCCAGCCAAAAAGCGCAGGACAAAGGAUUCAUCUGGCGAGGCUGGAUCGGGCGCAGACGAGGCCUUACUAAUUCGGAAGUCUAAGAUCCUUGAGUGGGCAAAGUCACAUCAUAUGGCGCUCCAAGACCCUGUUAGAGAUGAGGGUUUCCUUGGGAAAUGGGCCGCCGUUGAUUCCACUGAAGCGAGUGAUGUCGACAGUGAUGAUGUUGACGAAGAUGCUGGGUAGAAGCUCCCUGGCCAACUCCCUAUUUUUGAACCCAUCCUUACGUUCUACCCACUAUGUUUCCUGAUUGGGAAACAGUGUCAUGUAUAAUUUUUUUUGCCUCUACUUACGCUACUGACCGUAUGGAGCAUCAUAUCAUUAAUGAAUACCUAGCAAUACUAUAGAUAGACGGGCUAGUCCUCUGAAAGCUUUCUCUCAUGGAAAUAGUGGUAUUUCUAUGUAGGGUCUGAAACAUCAUCGCAUCCGACGAUGCUACCUUGCAACAGAUGAGUAACUUAGCGUAGGACGUGUUAGCUCUGCAAGUUACGCAACUCGCUCACUUAUUGUUCGCUGGUCAUUACAGCCAAGGGACAAUAGUACUCUGCAUGUGCUAUGAGCAUGCUACUUGAUCUCGCUGCCUACUUUUUAAAUUUCACAGGAUAAAAGUCAAGACACUCACCAUCCCUUAGGCAGCCAUGAGCGACGUAAUAUUACU
Aspergillus welwitschiae is the source of this 1846-nucleotide messenger RNA. RefSeq names its product putative histone acetyltransferase (MysT1). NCBI's taxonomy places the organism in Eukaryota, Fungi, Ascomycota, Eurotiomycetes, Eurotiales, Aspergillaceae. Gene Ontology annotation, molecular function: histone acetyltransferase activity. The transcript has a single exon. Gene Ontology annotation, biological process: regulation of DNA-templated transcription. Bases 292 to 1374 code for a protein of 360 amino acids. The record is from RefSeq and is a predicted model, not a curated record.